CGAUCUCACCAACUAUCGCACAGGGCAGCAAAAUUGCAUUGGGCAGCGAACGUAUACCCUGAAUGAUUGAAUUCAUUCUUUAUUGAUACCAAACAAAAGUGCAAAAAAGCCAUACAAUAAUCAACUAUACCCAAUACACAAGAAUACCCUUUUUUCUUCAUUAAAUUAAAAAAUCACAUGCACACAACAGCACUCAAGACAGGCAAACGUCAUGAAUUCUUCUAUUGGCGCCUCCCCUUCGGUGGCACAGCGUCAUGAAAAUCAGGCAAAUGGAUUCUUACAUCGAAUUCGAACUUCUUUCAGUAGUAAUCAAAGACCAAAUAUGAACAGUCCUUCUUUCGGUUCAAGUGCACAAUUUGAAUCGGGAAAAUCCCAUAACACUAAUGGCUUCCAUAGCAGUGAAGGUCACAGUAACGGAUUAAAUACGUCUUUCAUGAAUGGUAGUCAGAGGAGCAUGCAAGGUAUUGGAACGGAUGUCAGAAUGCGGAAAAGAAAAUCAAUCUUUCGUAGAAAUGGAAGGACAGCGAAUGUGUCAGCUAUUGAUGCAUUACCGCCUCAGCUCAAGAUACCAAUUGAAGAUGAUCUGAUCGAAAACAUUGAAGACGAUCAUCCGAUGAAUGGAGAAGAGGCAACAAAUGAAAAGAGCACGCAAAUAGUACCGGAAGAACAAAAGAGGUACGUCAUCUCCACAGCCGCUCCCCCGAAACAAAGACUGGAAUACCACCAAAAAGCUAGAUUGGACGUUCGAAGAGCUUGCAAUUUGCUAGAUCAAUGUGCAAAAGAGAUCAAGAUGAGAGGUUUGGCAAUGGUGGGCGUUUUUAGACCCUUUAGAACUUCAGAAAAUGCAGAAGAGGUGGAAAGAUUGAUUGAGCUAUAUCUGCUUUCUACGGAACCGCAUCUUUAUCAAGGCAUCUUUGCUUUGGAUAUCAAUAUGCAAUCUUCUCUAUUGCGUGAUGCAUUGGGAAAACCUGAUCCAGAAGCAGAAUUUCGCAAAAAACUAGCUUACGCCAAUAUACAUGAUGUGGUCGCCUUGUUCAAGUGGGGACUUCGUAGGUUGACAUUGCGAUUGUCUGACCUGCAUGCCACCGAACAAUACAGCUGGUACGACACCUUUGCAUUGAAGGAAAAGGAGCAAAAGUACCCGGUCAGAGCAUUCUCCCAGAUCUUGCUUCCGUUGUUGAGUAAAGAUGCUGCACGACUGUUACAAAUCGUUUUGGAUCUGAUGUCUACUAUUGCAGCACAUCACAUCAGCAAUGCAAUGCCAGCUUGGCGAAUUUGUCGUUCGCUGGGAUAUUGGUUGUUCGGACGGGUUGGUAUACAUCAUGAACCUUUGAAUUUCAAAGAAGCAUAUGCGGCCUGGGAUAAAGCAUCAAAAGUGACCGAACAUCUUUUCCUCGUCAUGAUACGUGAACAAUCUGCGCAAUUUCAUCUUAUGCCUUCUCGGUUGACGGAAUUGGUUGCCGAUUAUCCGUACUUUGCACCUGGCCAAACAAGACCUUCGCUUCCGCGUACCUUUUCCUCCGCUAACAAGAAGGCAUUGUUUGUUGAGGUUCGAACAGAAAAUGUCAUCAUGACCCCUAAACAAGCUCGUCGGUCGCCUCGAGAUAUCCUAAAUACUUCUUUCAAGGCUACUAAUAUCGAUCUGGCUGCAAGUGAAGAUGUGGACGAUUGGGUGGCGAUCAAAGCGAUUGCAACAUCAGCAGCAAAAGAGCCUUCAAGUGACGAUAUUGACAUCGAUGAUUCGUAUGAGAAGACGACAAGUUUUGCAUUUGCUGAAAAUGGUAAAAAGUCUGAUCGUGCAGAAGAAACACAUUUGUUCAAAAGAGAGGACGUACGUAUUCUUGAGGUAACGGCUGAAGAAUCGGAAAAGCGCAAGAAUAUACUGGAAGGUAAACCAAACACAGAUGAUACCCUGAACAAUUCGGAGAGUUUUACCUCGUACAAUAGUGUAAGCUCAUUGUUUUCGCGUGGUACUUCGAGUGAAAGCAUGAAUACCACACCAAAUGAUCAUGGAUCAGUUUCUCGUUCAAGUUCGUAUGCACGACCAGGAGGUUUGAGUUUAGCUCCUUUGACAGAGUCUAAAGACGAAAAUCUCGACUGGAAAGCUUUCACUACGAGCGGAUUUGCACCACCGGCAGAUAUGCAGAAAGAUGCCUUCCAGCUAGACAAGAAGUUCAAGCCAAAAUCCGAGCUUGAAAAGGUGUUUGAGGAACAAGACCGAAUCGAAGCUCUAGCGACAGAGAAGAAAGAUAGCGUUGCAUCACGUCGACGUACGAAUGGGAAGUCCCUGGGCGGAAAACGUGGAGAGCCUAAACACAUUUUGGCAAAUGUUUCUUCAGUUGAGUUUGACGAAUGCUUUGCAAGUGUUUGGCAAGAUCAACUGCUGGACGAUUGUCCGGCAGCUCGAUUGCCAUUGCUGGUUUGUGCACAAUUGAAUCAAAGGACAAGUAGUUCUUUAUUGGGCAAUGCGGCAACUUUCAGUUUUGACAAUAAAGAUCAUUGGUUGGUGAUCAAUGAAACAAUUGCACCGCCAAAAGCACCCGUCCCUGCAAGUCCUUCGUCAACUUUGCGUUCCAAACGAUCAUCUAUUUGGCGUCCUGGCUCUCAUAAAAAAGCAGGCUCAGGUGAAGAGGGUGAGGAGUCACUUGAUGCACACACCCUAGACACUUCCCUCGCAGAUGAUGAUGAUAGGCAAUCAUUAUUCUCGAUUCGAAGUGGAUUCUCUUCACACUUCAAAAAACCUGCCAGUGGAUUGAGAAGGAUGAAGAGCAUGUUAUCAACUCGCAAGGCCAACGGUGCAAACGGCUUAAACAGCCGAAGUGAAAUCUGGGCUCAUGGUGUGCAUAGUGAAGGAUCAGGCUUGACUGGAACAAAGGAGUCGGAUAUUGAUGCAGAAGUGCGUGAACUCAAAGCAGCAGUGUAUGCUGACCGCGAAAAGAAAAGGAUGCGAGAAGCACAAGAACGUAGAGAACAAGAAGGUGAAACGUCAGUUUCCAUCAUUUCUUCCUACGAUUCAACUUCUCGAACACCAACUCCAAUGAAAACGUUGCACUCCUUUGGCUCAGUGAAGCGUAAACCUGCACCACUUGAUUUCUCACAACCAACAGAUACAGAAAUGGCAAACGCAAGCCCGGCCAUAAUCUCAGUUUCAUCAGAUGGUGCAGGGCUAUUACCACCAACACCCAUCACACGGAAUAGCGUUCAAAACCCGGUAGACGGAUCAUACAAUUAUUCAACCCAGAGCAGUCCUACGAGUAAAUAUUUGGAUGCCCAAGAUUAAGUCGGGAUGGACUGCAAAUCACUUUCUUUUAUCUAUAGACCCUUUCAUUUUUGGAAACACAUUCUUUUUCUCCCAAGGGCGCACGCCUGCUGUCACCGAUCCCCCGUUCUUGUUCUGUCUGAGGUGUGGAAUCCAUUCAAUUCUACAUCUUACACAAUGCUGUGAUAUGAAUACAUGCGUGGGAAAAUUUACAGCACUGUUUAGAGAGGAAGAUGUGUCAGUAUUGCUUUCAUAAAUGCGAAUGUAUCCCUCGAG
Molecule: messenger RNA, 3535 nt
Organism: Meira miltonrushii
Lineage: Eukaryota; Fungi; Basidiomycota; Exobasidiomycetes; Exobasidiales; Brachybasidiaceae
Exons: 1
Coding region: 212-3280 (1022 amino acids)
Biological process (GO): signal transduction
Source: RefSeq, a predicted model, not a curated record